Pelobates cultripes (western spadefoot toad) is the source of this 2077-nucleotide messenger RNA. Lineage: Eukaryota; Metazoa; Chordata; Amphibia; Anura; Pelobatidae. The record is from the annotation of a GenBank genome assembly.
AUGGUUGUGAAACAGCCCAGUGACCAUAUCUCACGCAGUAGGAACAUCAACGUGUCAGGAUCAUACAUACACACCCAGAAGUCCAGCAUGGGUCUUCUACCUCGCUCCCUGAUCCACGAGAGAAGCAAUGAGCAGAAGAUCCUGGAAUUGACCAAUAUGAUCAUUGAACUUCUGACUGGAGAGGUGAGGUUGUUGGGAAUGGGACAUUAUACAGUAAAUCCAAGGGAUGUGUCUGGAUGGUGAUAGUAUCAUUGUGUAUUUAUCAGGUUCCUGUAAGGUGUGAGGAUGUCACUGUCUAUUUCUCUAUGGAGGAGUGGGAGUAUAUAGAAGCACACAAGGAUCUCUACAACGACGUGAUGAUGGAGAACUACCAACUGCUCCACGCACUAGGUAAGAGUUAUUUUUUGGGGCAGGGGGGGGUUUCAUACUUGAAAAAAAAAUGAAUAAUACCUUGGAAUACAAGUGAAAAAUAUUACAUAAACCAAGAUUUUUGAGGUUUAUUUCUUAAAGUAAUUUAUAAACUUUUCAUGUGCAUUUUCUUCCAGGAGAUAAAUCUGUACCUGAUGGAUCCACUGUUUCUUUGCUCCGUUUUAGAACCAGAGAUGUAUCUGCACAUGAAAACAAUAAUGGGCGAAUAUCUUUGAUAACGAGUAAGCCAAUGAAAUCACAAAUUAAAUCUGUGACAUGUGUGUCAAGAGUAUCUCCAUCAUGUCAUGAAAUAUAUAUACCCACAGAACAUCCACAGACCAAAUAUCAAUCUCCUCAUAUUAAGAAGGAAUUAGCUUUGUGUGAAGAAGGAAUCUGUAUGGACAUGUACAUAGCAUCAGAAACACCAUCAAUUCUUAUCAAGGAGGAGUCAGCCUCAAAUGAAAAAGGAAAUCUCAUAGACAUUCCUAAACCCACAGACCAUCCACAGACAGAAUAUCCAUCUACUCAUAUUAAGGAGGAACUAGCCUCAAGUGAAGAAGGCAAUCUCACAGACAUUUAUACACUGACAGAAUAUCCAUCUACUCAUAUCAUGGAGGUGUCAGCUGAGUGUGGAGGAGCAACACUAGAUGCUGAUAAUUAUACUCUUACAGAAUAUCCACAUACAGAGGAUACAUUUCCUUAUAUUGGAGGCUGCAUAAAUUCACUGAAAUUGGCUUCUUACAAAUCCACGAUUGAAUCUAGCAAAGCUAAUACAUUUAUUAAUUAUAAGACAGCUAAAUCUCCCAAUAGCGCAUAUAGCAGUGAAGGAAUAAUUAACUGGCCUGAGUAUUCACCCAGUUUUAAUAGUCAUUUAGAGAUUGUCAAACAGUCUGUUCGCAGAAAAAACAAGAUGGCAUCUUCUGAAAUGGGAAAAAUUUUCUUUUCAAAGUCUGACUCUUUUAUACAUGGAGCAAAUUGCAUAGGUGAGAAACCAUUAUCAUUUUCUGAAUUUGGGCAGAAUUUUACUCAGGAGUCGAAUUUGGUUAUUCACCAAAUAAUGAACACAGGGGAAAAAACAUUUAAAUGCAAUGAAUGUGGUAAAUGUUUUACACGAGCUGCAAAUCUUAUCUCGCACAAAAGGAUUCACACAGGAGAAAAACCCUUUAAAUGUAAUGAAUGUGGGAAAAGUUUCACUCAGGCUCAACAUCUCACUUCACAUAAAAUGAUUCACACAGGGGAAAAACCAUUUCAAUGCACUGAUUGUGGAAAAUGCUUUAAACGAGCUGCACAUCUUGCUACUCAUAAAAUGACACACACAGGAGAAAAACCAUUUAAGUGCAAUGAAUGUGGGAAAUGUUUUACCCGUGCUGAAAAUCUUGCUUCACACAAAAGGAUUCACACAGGAGAAAAACCAUUUAAGUGCAAUGAGUGUGGGAAAGGGUUUACAGAGCGUUCAAAGCUUGCUCCUCAUAAAAGGAUUCACACAGGAGAAAGACCAUUCAAAUGUGUAGAGUGUGGGAAAAGUUUUACGCGGGCAUCAAACCUUGCUUCACAUAAAAUGAUUCACAGAAGGAAAAACAGAAAAAACACCUUCUCGUGUUCUGAAUGUGGUCGAGGUUUUACAGACCACUUUUCAUAUAUUGGACACAUGAUGAUUCAUACAAGUUAG